AUAAAAUCACAAAUAAAGAAGCAAGUCUCCAAAAUGAGACCCAUUGGAAACUCCAUUCAGACAAACGUAAUUGUAGUCUUAAAAUUAUUUCUCUCUCUUUCUUUCCUUCUUCUAUCUAUCUGGUUUUACGUGCCAUUUUUCCUUCCAUUUCCUAAUCUCUCUCGGAAAACCCUAGUUUCAGCUCCAUUUCCAGCAUGGAGAGAUCAAGAGGCGGGAUGUUUUUGUAGAUCAUUGAUGGUGUAAUGCAGAGAGAAUGGAAGCUAAUGUAUGUGAUGCGGAUAACUUGGAUGCCGAUGUGCUUUUGCCACCGAGGAAGAGGCUUUUAGCCGGAAUGAGGAAACAGAACGGUGAUGCCAAUCCACACACCCCUUCCUCGUCUUUUUUCGGGAGUGGUUUCAGCAGUGGUGAGUUCGAUACCCGUCUUAAUAAAUUGUUGAGAUCUCAUUUGAGUGACCAUAGUCUAUCAAACGAGGAGAUCAUUGAGGCGUCGAGAAUGGAAGCCGCCGAAGCGGCUAGGGCUGCAAGGAAUGCCCGAGCCCUUGCAGAGGAGAAAGCUGCAAAAGCAGCAAAAGCAAUAGCUGCUGCCAGGGCGGCUUUGGAAUUGGUCAGUAUUAGCGAUGAAGAAGCCGCUAGUAGACACAGCCAGUCAAAGAAGAAUAAGACGAAGAAGCAUGUUGCAGUCCAUGCGUUGUACGAUAAGAAUAGAGGGGUUGAUAGUUGUAGGACGGAUGAAGAAUUGGCUAAGAAUUUGCACAGGGCUAUAAACAGUUCCCCGAGAAAUCACCAACACAAGAAGCUCAAAACGUUGCCAGUUAGUGAGACGUCGAAGGCUUCUUCUUCUGACAGAGCGAAUUACAGAUCAAGGGAAAAUGGGAAAGCGUUAGAAGUUUAUAAAUCCAACUCCACUGCAACGGAGAGCGGGGAAAGAGUGGAAAAUGGAUCGAAGGAAGCAGAUGAAGAAUACAUGGAUGAUUUUGAAAGUGUUGGGAGAAAGAAAGGAAGGUUUAAACAGAAAAAGUUACCCCUUAGCAUUUGUAAUUUUAAGGAUCAAGCAAACCCUAAAGAGGAACUAAAAUCUAAAAAUUCACAUCGAAUUAAAGAGGACGUGAUCCCGACAACACCAACAGCUGCAACAACAACAACAGCAACAACAACAACAACAACAACUACUACUACCAUCACUAGCAAUAAGUCCAUAUUUUCUGUUGAGAGGUCACCAGCUUGGAAGUGCCAAGCGUUCAAGGAACCUACUACUUGCAUCAAACAAAACAAGGUCAUGCAAUCAUAGUAUUCAUGUUCUUAUUCCAAGAGGGCCGGCUACCAAGGUAUUAUUUGUUGUCACAGGUAGUUACAUCUUUUGCUUAUUUUUCUUAGAAACCAUAUUACCUUAUCUUACAUUAUUAUGUUAACUUAAGUCUACAUCUUCCCAAACAAGAUCCUUAAGAGGUGCAUCUUACUUCAUACUUACAUUCUAGACUCAAAUCUAGUAAACAAUCAACGUGAGAUACUCAAUACACACUUCUCAUCGUAAACAGGUUGUCCUAUAAGUAGACAUUCAAUGUAAUAUUCAACAUGUCACUCCCUUUGUUUUAGGCUUUGAGUAAUGCCAGUGUGGUUUUAAUGUUGUUGAGCUUGCCUAAAAGCCUUCAUUGAAUACAUUGAGUAAUUGGGAAUUCACUUGAUUUUCCCUGGCAUCAUUUCUUCGUAUGAAAACACAGUUUGUGUCUAAAUAUAGCAGUAUUUUACAUAAUAAAAUCACCUCCCCCCCGCCCCCUAUUUUACUUAGAAUUUGUUGGCGACAGAAGAAGGAAGUCAUAUCGAAGAAGGAAACUGAAUCCCUUUGGGAUUCGAUUUAGUAUCUUUCCUAGUUUGUUUAUUUCUUGUUUUAGUAGGAAUAGAAAUAUGGUAGGAAUAGAAGUUUACUUAUAUG
This is a messenger RNA of Cuscuta campestris, 1930 nucleotides long. The record is from the annotation of a GenBank genome assembly. NCBI's taxonomy places the organism in Eukaryota, Viridiplantae, Streptophyta, Magnoliopsida, Solanales, Convolvulaceae.